Messenger RNA from Periconia digitata, 3129 nucleotides. The record is from the annotation of a GenBank genome assembly. NCBI's taxonomy places the organism in Eukaryota, Fungi, Ascomycota, Dothideomycetes, Pleosporales, Periconiaceae.
AAUACUGGCCCGUCACCAACUGCUUGCUUGCUACAGUCUCACGCUCCCAGCUACCUUACUACUUCGCCGCCGCUCCUUUUGCCCUUUUGGUCCGCCUUCUCUAGCGUGCCUUGCCCGUUAUUAUAUCAUCUUCGUCGUCACCACUGCUGCCCCGGCAUGUCCCAGGACGAGCUGCCCGCACUGCGCCUUAAUGGAAACGUAGAACCCACCACCAUGAACAACACCAACAGCAAAGCACAGGUCGAGAUCCAGGGCAUUGCUCAAACCACCCCAACAUCCCCAGACCGCCCCGUGGGCCCCGUACGAAAUGAUACCACUUACUCCAAAUACUCGAUGAUGUCGGUGCCGCCAGAGGGGUCGAUUCUGACAGGAAAGCAGGAGCACUACCUCAAGCGCGAGCUCAUAUCACAGCAGACCACCUUCGAAAUCUCAGAACUCUCCUCGCCCACCGCCCUUCAACGCUUCGGCGCCCCCUUCCGCUCAGAUGCUGGCGAAGUCGCCCCAGAGGACUCGGAUCUUCCUGUCCUCCGUUACAUUUUCGUACACCAUAUUCGUAAUUUUCCCUUCUUGGAUAAAGCCAAAGAGAAAGAGUUUUGGCAGGAUAAACUACAGGUGUUUUUGGAGUCUUUCGCAAACAAACAAAUCUCCUCCUCGGAGGACCGUUUGGAAGAGACGAAGCGUCGGAAACUUGCUCUGAAAGCGCAAAAGCUGGUCGAGCUCAUGAUGGUCUCCGGUAUACCUACCGCGUCUGGAUACGAAGAGCGCAUACGCUUUUCAGAAAUGGAGAUUGUCGAGACAGGCGCGAAUGUGAACGGUUUGACCAUCAACGCUCCCAGCGGCCACUUCAUCAACGGCUGGGAUGUAAACGUGGCUGGCGUGCGCACUACCUCAGUCAAGAGACGCUUGCGCUACCACACGCACGCGGAAUAUGUAAUUCGUGUGAAACAAUCCGGAUCGGACGAUUACUACAUUGGCCGUCGCUAUGCGGAUUUUGUAGAUUUACACAAGCGGAUACGUUUGGAGCUUCCUGGCAAAGUUUUGCCCCCUCUUCCCCGCAAGAAUAACAAGGACUCGCUUCUACACUCCUCAGCAGAUGACGACGCAAGCUCAAUAUCUUCGGUAUCCACCACAAAGGAUGAGGCACCGGAUCCGUAUGAGAGCAGCGGUGGAGGCGGGUUGCGUGGCUACAUCUUUGGGAAUCACAAACGGAAUUCUUCUUCUACAUCCCUGGGAAGAAAAUCUCCACGGGCAUCGACUGACCAUUCCGCAUACCAACCGCCCAAGAGUCUUUACAGAGAAGAGCAGCGUGUUUCGUUACGCGCGUUUCUCCGUACCUUCCUCCAAAAUGAGAACAUUGCACGCUCGAAUGCCAUGACAGACUUUCUGACGAAAGACCACGUGGAAGUGAACGAGGAAGAAAUGGAAGACAUUGACCGAAGAAAAAUCAUGGACGAGAGGCGGAUAGAGGAGCAGAGGCAAUUUUAUGAGGUCGCGCGGCAACGAGCUGCAGAGCUGGACAUUCACAUGGAGAAGUUCCGACGCGAGAUUGUCGAGAGCAAUGGCUUAUCGCACCUCUUCCAGGAAAUUCGGGUGAAGAACAAGAUAUCGGAACUGAAGCCGGAAUACCAGAAGUUCGCCGAAUGGUUGCGGAUAGAAGUCGCUGCUACAAUAUACCACCUUUUCCUUGCAGAAGAUAACUCGCCUGAACUCUUUGCGCAGGCCAAACGCAUUCACUCUCUUGUCCCAUACGGUGUACUCAAGAACGUCAUCAGGAUAGCUAACCCCGCAGCUGUCAUGAAUGGUGUCUUGGACCUCUUCCUCGCACAACCUUUUGGAGCUAGGUCUUUGCUACAGCGCAUGUUUGGUAUGGCUAUCCACGACGGUGUGAAGUCGGUACAAAAGUCCCUCGACGCCCUCGGCUCUACCAAGAUCAAGGAUGAGGUCUUGUGCUCGAAGAUCAAAGCCUUCGUCGAGAGCGAUGAUCAGAUUCAGGAUGGUUUACGCCAAGAAGCGGAACAAGAAGGCGUGGACAUUGUCGUCGCUAUUCUUCGGUCGGAUCUAAUCAAGCCUGAGUUGAAGCCCGAGCAGAUCGAAAGGGUGUUCAAUGCUUUUGUUGCGUGGAAUACCGCAGUAGAGGCCCCUGGCCGCAGGCGGAUGAGCAGAAAACCGAGCGAAUACAGCACCCACAGCGCCAUGUCCAAUGGCUCGAUACACAUAGACAAGGAAUUGCGUCAAGGUGCCGAACUUUUUGCGCACUUGAAGCAGUAUCUCAAGCUUUGCCUGAGACAGCGGGACAAGCUCAUGAUGUUGCAGCUCAUUGAGGAGCCCACUACCCUACAACUCUUCCGCGACCUCUUCACCAUCUUCUACGAGCCUCUCGUCCGCGUUUACAAAUCUGCAAAUGUCUACAACAGCAUCACCGAUUUCGCAUUGUUCGUGGACGACACGAUCCGCGUUGUCGAAGCCUGCCAACGGCAGGACGUUUCCGCAGACCCCAACCAAACUGUGCAAGCGUUCAUCGACCUUUGCGCGCGCCACGAGGACAACUUCUACAAGUUCGUCCACGAGGUGCACCUCCACGAUAAUGGCCUUUUCGAUCAGCUCAUGGGCUGGCUCGAGGGUAUCCUGGAGUUCCUGCGCCAUGGACCCGGCGGCGGCGGCAAACUCGACAUGAACGCGCUGUUCCAGGGCGCCAUGGACUCGGGACACAUUGAGAAGAACAAGGCCAUCCGUGAGAUCAAUAGUCUGAUCCGCUGGCAAGCAGCCCGUAAAAAGUGGCACCAAGACAAGACGAGACAGAAGAUGGCGAGCGGAGGUGGUGAUGAACCCGGUGACUUGCUAGGCGGCAUGGCUGGAUUCAAGACUGCAGAUUUUGGAUUGAACGAGAUGGACCUCCAAGACCUAGAACUCGACGACGACGGCGACGACUACGACGAAGACUCGGACAGCUCCCUCGACGACGACGCAGACAUUGGCGCCGACCCCAUCGAGGCAGAGCGGAAACGCCGUAGUCGCGCCGCCGAGAAACUGAGACGCAAAGCCGGCGAACCUACUAAGCCGCCCAUUGUCGAGUUGGUCAAGAUGCAUCCGGAUUUCGUUAGCAUGCUUAGGAGUGUGCUGGCGCAGUAG